AUGAGAAGGAACUUUCAAAAUUUAAUAAAAGAUCCUCCAACAAAUGCAUAAAGAGAAUCAAAACCUCAAUAACCAACUGUAGUAUAGGUGACUGAAUGGAAUAAGGCAUUAGAAUAUUUAGAUGCAGGAGAUAUAAAUAAAGCAUAUGAAGAAAUAUUAAUAUCAGAAGAUGAUUUAUAUUUGUUAAGAUUAAUGACUAUCACUGGACCUUGUGUAAAUAAAUUGAGUUAGAAGGUGGCCUUUUAAUUACAUCAAAAGAUUAAAUUGUUAAUGAAAUCAGAAUUUUGGAAGGUUCUUGCAUUACAAAUGUUGGGCAAUUUAUCAUCCAAAUAAGAAUGUUUAAGAAUUGAAUAAAAGUAAAAAUUAUAGUAAUUACUUUAUUAAUGGAGUAAAUCAUGGUAACCUUCAAUUAGUAAGGAAACUGUUUUAUUAUACAAUUCAGGAGUAUUUAAACCAGAUCACAUUAUUUGA
This is a messenger RNA of Paramecium pentaurelia, 471 nucleotides long. Lineage: Eukaryota; Ciliophora; Oligohymenophorea; Peniculida; Parameciidae. The record is from the annotation of a GenBank genome assembly.